AUGCCAGACGCGUCCCACGCUUCCAAUUCGUGCUGGACCUGCCGGCAGAAGCGGGCCAAGUGUGACAGACUCCUCCCAACAUGUCUCCGCUGCACCUCCUUGAAGCUUCGGUGCCAAGGAUACGACCGACCGAAGAAGUUGGUAUGGACCAAUAGUGUGGCCAGCAGAGGCAAGAUGAUGGGAAAAGUCACAUUCGGUGCAGAUCAAGAACCAAACGGCGAUCCACUAGGCAAAAGACCCCAUCAGCCGGACUCCCUCGCAGUGAGAUACUCCUGGGAGACGUUGCCUGAAGCACAGCCGUUUUCACUUGACGUGUCAUGGUCUCUCAUUGACCCUGACCUGCAAGACUUAUCUCUUGAUUGCCGGAAGUACAUACGCUACUGUAAGCCGUAA
Molecule: messenger RNA, 393 nt
Organism: Colletotrichum godetiae
Lineage: Eukaryota; Fungi; Ascomycota; Sordariomycetes; Glomerellales; Glomerellaceae
Product: C6 finger domain-containing protein Acr-2
Exons: 1
Coding region: 1-393 (130 amino acids)
Biological process (GO): regulation of DNA-templated transcription
Molecular function (GO): zinc ion binding; DNA-binding transcription factor activity, RNA polymerase II-specific
Source: RefSeq, a predicted model, not a curated record